CAUCACUUCAUCACUGCGCUACCUGGCGCAUCUCCAUUUACCAGCCACUCAAUAAUGAAUUUUACGAUGUUAUGAUCUUUGCUAUACCUGGCUUCCCCUUCCGAUGUCUUUCUGUCCCGAUUUUUCGUCUUCGCAAUGAGUUGAGCGUCACUGUCGCAACCCGUCUACCAACGACUUGAAUCUCACCCUUUGAAGACACUGAUAUUGUGAACGGCAUCUUUGCAUGUCCCCCGCUUAUUGAUUCCUUGAAAAUAUCUGACCCUGCUAUUCAUAGUAAUUGAAGUAGUUUAUUCCCUUGGUUUAAUUGAUACCCGAAAGCUGCACAUAUCCAUCUACUCGUUAUGGACCAACGGAGAAGCAGUGGAUCUCGCCCGGAGCGAGUGCCUGUACCCGCGCAAGUCCGAAAGAAUGCAUAUCAACACCAAGAGGAGCCUCGCUACCAUGGAAAGGCACCUGCGACCGGCGGUGAAGAAAUGUCUUAUGUUCCGGCUCGCUCCAAUUCGCAUCGUCGAAGGGAUAGCCAACUCUACUAUGCUCUAGAAGAACUGCCCGCUGCACCCGAUGCUCCUCGAGGAGGACCGCCAUUGUCGUACAAAGACUCUGUUGGCCCAUCUGCAUCUGCGCCGGUUCGACGGCGCAGUGAUCCUAAAUCGUAUUCCUCACGUAUCGCAACGCAACCUCCGAACAUCGAUACUGGCGCCACGCGACACCGAGAUCCUCCGUUCGAACCGGUUUCCCCGGAAGGACAAGCGACAUCCUCUAGUAUGCGUUUAGCGAACCCAAAAGACCGCGUUGCGAGCGGCGAAACCGUCGCGAGAAGGGGAUCCGUCCCCGACAGAUCGCCGCUGCAAAAGCUAGAGGGCAAACUUGGGGACAUCAGUAAGGAAGAGAAGCGUGCUCGGAUUGCCGAAGCGGAAAUACGAGCGAGGGAGGCUAGAGAACGGUCCGACGCGAAGAAACAAAGGUCGAGGCAAGCUACACGAGACGCCCUUGAGAGGACAACGGGAGGCAGUGAACAACAAAAUUUAGUGCCUUCCCGAAGCGAUAAACCCAGACGGGCCGCUACGAUGCCAGUGAGAGGAAAUAUGGAUCCAGGACCAGUUCGUGAUCCUGAAAGGGAGCAUGCUCCAAGCCACCAUGAUCAGACCGUGCUUCCUCCUCCGAGGCGAUCCCAAACCCAAAGGUCGGUUAGUGGGCCUAGUCAACAAGUCCCUUAUGCUGUGGAGCCUGUUGAUCAAUAUGCGCCGCAACCAAGAAAGAGUGUCUCUACAAAGCCGCGCCCAAGCAGUGGAAGACACGAUUACGAGCACAAAGAACCGCGAACCCCUCCGCAAGGUGCUCUUGCAACUGGAGCGGCAGGUGCCACAGGAUUAGGUCUCUACGCAUCCCAGGACUCGCCAAAUCAAUAUCACGCCCACGAAUCACCGAACGUAACAGUCGCACGAAGCGGAAGCAAGAAAUUGCAGAAGCAGCCUCCCCGCCCGAAUAGUUAUGUAUCUCGAGAUCCGGGACCGUCAUCUGCCCCAACUGCACCUCCACCCCAGAGAACUGUAUCCCAGGGCUAUGACCCUGCAUAUCCUCCUAAACCUAGCGUGACAAGCACACGAACCGGUCCACUACAUGAAAUGAGUCAGUCGAAACAUCGGGACGCACCGCUCCCGGCACCAAUGGCACGAGACAACCAUCUUGUGCCUCCCAAGCAACCUGGACAACACCAUCAUCACUUCCUCCACCGUCAUGAUGAGCCAGAGAGACGGUACCAGAAAACCCCGACCAUUGAAGAAUUUCGGAGAGCGGGAACCGCAACGCUGGUCAUCGAUGACUUCCGCCUGGACAAUGCCGCUCCAAAAGCUGGAGUUGAUAAUGACCCGUGGUGGGAGAAGAGCACUGGAUCACAACGCCGUCGGCACUCCGGUCAGGCUGCCGCAGCACCCUACGACACUUACGAAGGACCGUAUAAAGACGAAACGGGAAGAACACUGUUCAACCCUCCGCUGUACCUCAAGAGUGGCCCACUGCUAAGAUAUUGUGGCAUCCAACGGGAACAGACAACAGCUCGAAAUGGAGAACUUCUCGAACAUGAGACAUGGCGCGGCACCAUCAUGAUCGUCACGAUCGACAACCAGUCCACCUACACCACCCCUCCCACCCUCCGGCUCUUUAGCUCCCCAACCGAACUCCCCCCACCACCCCCAACCCACCUCGACGCCACCAACGGGCAACAACUCGCCCCCGAAUACGUCGACCCUAUCGCCGGCGCCAUCAAAGGCAGCCGCAUCGGCAAAACCCUCUACGUCCGCCCCGUCGAAUACCUCCCGGAAGGCAUCGACCUCUCCCGCGUCGAAGACGAUUCCGGCCUUUUCGAAGAAACCCCCUCCCCUCCCCCCCACGGCCAAGCCACCCCCGGCGCCACCCGCACCCAAAAACGCACCCGCGACGGCGACCACCUCGGCAGAUACCGCGAAGUCAGAGCCGUGCGCCUGCACGCGGAGCGCGGCGUCACGUUCUGGCGGUUCCACCUCGGCGUUGAGCUCGGAACGCGGGCGGCGCGCGUGGCGUAUCGCAUCAACCGCGGGCCAGCGAUCCCAUUCUGGGUGCCGGCGCGCGGUGAGUCGAUGAACAUCAUGUUCUCUUCGUGCAACGGGUUUAGCGUCUCGGUGGAUCCACGGGAGUUCGGCGGGCCGGAUCCACUAUGGCGGGACGUGUUGAAUGCGCAUACGCUGCGGCCGUUCCACGUGAUGGUGGGAGGUGGGGACCAGGUGUAUAAUGAUCGGGCGACGGUGGAGACGGAGCGGUUGGCGGAGUGGUGCGCGGUGAAGCGGCCGGGGGCGAAGGAGGAUUGGCCGUUUAGUGCGGAGAUGCAGGAGGAGUUGGAGGAGUUUUAUCUGAAUCGGUAUGCGAUGUGGUUUUCGCAGGGGCUGUUCGGGAUGGCCGCGGGGAUGAUUCCUAUGGUGAACAUUUGGGAUGACCAUGACAUAAUCGACGGGUUCGGUUCAUAUCCGCACCAUUUCAUGAGCUCUCCAGUGUUUUCCGGCAUCGGAAACGUCGCUUACAAAUACUACAUGCUUUUCCAGCAUCAUAGUCUUCCCCAAGAGCUAGAGAAAGACGAGCCGUCAUGGAUCCUCGGAGCAGAACCUGGUCCUUAUAUCCAGGAGCUGAGCCGGAACUUGUUCCUGUCUUUCGGGAAGCAGAUCGCGUUCCUGGGGCUUGACUGCAGGACUGAGAGGAUGCGGGAUUCAGUCUUAACCCAGGAGACUUAUGAUCUGGUGUUCGACCGGCUUGACAAGGAAAUUGUGCGGGGUGAGACGAAACAUUUGAUCGUUUUGUUAGGAGUGCCCAUUGCGUACCCGCGUCUCAACUUCCUUGAGAACGUCCUAACAUCCCGGGUGAUGGACCCCGUCAAAGCCUUAGGGCGAACUGGUAAGCUUGGAAACUUUGUGAAUAAGUUCGAUGGUGGAGUGGAAAUCUUAGAUGAUUUAGACGACCACUGGACGGCAAAGCACCACAAGCACGAGCGGAACUGGCUCAUCCAAGAACUGCAAGAGUUUGCCGCCGAAAACUCCAUUCGCAUCACAAUUCUCGGCGGCGAUGUGCAUCUCGCGGCGGUCGGGCAGUUCUACUCCAACAAGAAGCUCGGAAUCCCGAAAGACAAGGACCAUCGAUACAUGCCCAACAUCGUCAGCUCUUCCAUCGUCAACACGCCGCCACCGGACCUCCUGGCCGAUGUGCUGAAUCGUCGGAACAAGAUCCACCACCUGGAUCCGGACACCGAUGAGGAUAUGAUACCUCUGUUCCCGCAUGACAGCGACGGCAAGCCGCGAAAUAACAAAACCUUGCUACCGCGAAGGAACUGGUGCGCAAUCCGCGAAUAUCAGCCAGGCUCGACGCCCCCGCCCACUCCGCCUCCAAUAUCACCUGCCGACCAGUCCCCAAGCCGGUCGCGCAGCGAAAGUCGUGGUCGGGGCAUUACUCGAUCCCUAUCUCUGACCCGUGGAGCCGGGAGCCUCGUCCGCCGUCUCUCCGGCUCCCGCAAACGCGCACCCGCUGACCGCGAGCCGCAAACAGAGCGACCCACCCGUAGCGUUGCGCCUCCCCGCGCAUUCUUCAACCACCCCUCCGUGCGCGAAUCCGAGAACCACCCAGUGUCCUCCCACGAUCGUGCCCACUCUGCUGAACAGCUCCCCCCACGCCGCCCCUCCGACGCCUCCAACUCCUACUUCCCCGAAGAACCUUUCCACCCGGGGCCCUUCCACCGCCGCCCCACCAACCUCUCCGAAAAGUCCGGCCGGCGCAACAACCUCGCCCGCCGCGAUAGCCACCCCUUCACCAACCACGGCGAUGGUCUCCCCCCUUCCCCCCCAGGCGACCACAUCAACCUCCAAUCUGGCCUCGACAUCACCCUCAACGUCGAAGUCUCUCGCGGCGACCCCGCCGGCAUCACCCACCCCUAUCGCCUCCUCGUCCCCGCCCUCUGGUACUCCGGUCCCCCCGACAUCAACCCCGCUAGCCGCAAUGGCCGCCUAAAAACCCUCUUCGCGAGCCUUGGCCGCCGCCGUGCGGAGCACAGCCGCACAAGCGGGCUGGAGGACGGGGCGUUUGAUUCGCGGGCCACCACGCCGCGGGGCGUGUCGCGUGCGGGUGCUAGUGAGGACAUCAGCGAGGGAUACGGGCGGGAGAGAUACGGUGAGGAGUCGGAGCCGGCGUCACGGCCGCCGAAGAAGGCGGGGGGGUUAUUUCGCUCGUUGACCGGGCGGUUUGGAAGUAAGCGGAUCGUGGGGCCGCCGCCGCCGUAUACGCCUGGCGGGCGUGAGGAUGGGUAUAGUUUUGAGGAGGAUCGGGACGAGCGGGUGGCGGGGAGGGUGGAUGAGUAUCGUGGGACGGGGACACGACGGGCGCCGCAGCCGGUUGAGGUUCCGCGAGGGAUGUCGGCUACCGCGAGGGUGGGGCCGGAUGGGAGGCCGAUUAGGAGGAGUUAUCGGGGGGAUGCGUACGAUGCGGGGAUUGAGGACACGGAUGAGGAGGGGGAGGAGACGCCGCGGUUAGGGGAGGUGGAGAGUCCGUAUGGUGGGGCGAGGGAGAGGGAGAGUGAGUUUUAUGGGAAGGGGGGGUUUGAGGAGGGGGAGAGGAAGAGGGGUGGGUGGAGGCUUUGGAAAUGA
This is a messenger RNA of Eremomyces bilateralis CBS 781.70, 5156 nucleotides long. RefSeq lists its product as uncharacterized. Lineage: Eukaryota; Fungi; Ascomycota; Dothideomycetes; Eremomycetales; Eremomycetaceae. The coding region runs from base 342 to 5156 and encodes 1604 amino acids. The record is from RefSeq and is a predicted model, not a curated record. Gene Ontology annotation, cellular component: membrane. The transcript has 3 exons.